CCUCCCGAAGCUAGGGUUCCCGCUCAGCUCUUCUGCUGAGGAAAUCGGAAGUUGGCUCGUGUGUUGUUCUUUGGGUUCUCCUGAGGCUCGAGCUCUCUGCAGCCGGGACACAGUGAUCAAGGGCUUCUGUUCCCAGAGGGGGAGGAGUGGCCGGCCAUGACUGCAGUGACCUAUGAUGAUGUGCAUAUUGACUUCACUUGGGAGGAGUGGACUUUGAUGGAUCCUGCCCAGAAGAAUCUCUACAAAGAUGUGAUGCUGGAGACCUACAGGAACCUCACUGCUAUAGGCUUCAGUUGGGAAGACCACAAUAUUGAAGAACAUUGUCAAAGUUCUGGAAGACAUGGAAGGUUCAAAAAAUGUCAUACUGGAGAGAAACCCUGUGAAUAUAUUCAUUGUGCUAAAGCCUUUUCACAACACAGUCAUCUUCAAAUGCAUGAAAGAACAUAUUCUGGAGAGAAACCCUACAAAUGUAAUCAUUGUGAUAAAGACUUUGCAUAUGCCACUAGUCUCCAACUACAUGAAAGAACACAUAUUGGAGAGAAACCCUACAAAUGUAAUCAAUGUGAUAAAGCCUUUUCACACCACAGUGUUCUCCAAAUACAUAAAAGAACACAUUCUGGAGAGAAAGCCCACAAAUGUAAUCAAUGUGAUAUAGCCUUUUCAAGUCACAGUCAACUCCAAAUACAUGAAAGAACACAUACUGGAGAGAAACCCUAUAAAUGUAAUCAAUGUGAUAAAGCCUUUUCACAAUAUGGCAAUCUUCAAAUUCAUGAAAGAACACAUUCUGGAGAGAAACCCUAUGAAUGUUAUCAAUGUGGUAAAGCCUUUACAAGUGCCAGUAGUCUCCGAACACAUGAAAGAACACAUACUGGAGAGAAACCUUACAAAUGUAAUCGAUGUGAUAAAGCCUUUUCACAACACUGUCAUCUCCAAACGCAUGGAAGAACACAUACUGGAGAGAAACCAUACAAAUGUAAUCAAUGUGAUAAAGAAUUUUCACGACGCAGUCAACUCCAAAUACAUGAAAGAAUGCAUUCUGGAGAGAAACCCUACAAAUGUAAUCAUUGUGAUAAAGACUUUGCAUAUGCCACUAGUCUCCAACUACAUGAAAGAACACAUACUGGAGAGAAACCCUACAAAUGUAAUCAGUGUGAUAAAGACUUUUCACGACACAGUGAUCUCCAAAUACAUAGAAGAACACAUACUGGAGAGAAACCCUACAAAUGUAAUCAAUGUGAUAAAGCCUUUUCUGGACACAGUAAUCUUCAGAUUCAUAAAAGAAUACAUUCUGGAGAGAAACCCUAUAAAUGUAAUCAAUGUGGUAAAGCCUUUGUAUGUACCACUGAUCUUCGAAGACAUGAAAGUAUACAUGCUGGAGAGAAACCCUACAAAUGUAAUCAAUGUGAUAAAGGCUUUUCACAAUACAAUGCUUUCCAAAUACAUAAAAGAAGACAUUCUGGAGAGAAACUCUACAAAUGUAAUCAGUGCGAUAAAGACUUUUCACGACAUAGUUAUCUACAAAUACAUGAAAGAACGCAUACUGGAGAGAAACCCUACAAAUGUAAUCAAUGUGAUAAAGCCUUUUCAGAACACAAUGCUCUCCAAAUACAUAAAAGAACACAUACUGGAGAGAAACCCUACAAAUGUAAUCAGUGUGAUAAAGCCUUUGCAUGGACCACUAGUCUCCAAAUACAUAAAAGAACACAUACUGGAGAGAAACCCUACAAAUGUAAUCAAUGUGAUAAAGCCUUUUCACAACAUAUUAAUCUUCAAAGGCACCAAAGAAUACAUUCUGGAGAGAAACCAUAUGAAUGCAAUCAAUGUGGUAAAGCCUUUGCAAGUGUGAGUAGUCUCCAAAGACAUAAAAGAACACAUACUGGAGAGAAACCCUAUGAAUGUAAUCAGUGUGGUAAAGUCUUUGCAUGUGCCAGUAAUCUCAGAGUACAUGAAAGAACACAUGCUGGAGCAUAACCCUAUAAAUACAAUGAAUGUUAUAAAGACUUUUCAUGACAUAUUCUGGACAGAAACCCUACAAGUGUAAUCAAUGUAGCCUUUGCAUGUGACAGUGGUCUCUAAAUAUAUAAAAGAACACAAUCUGGAAAGAACCCAUAUAAAUGUAAUCAAUGUUGUAAAGCCUUUUCAUGACACAGUAAUCAUCAAAUGCAUGAGAACACAUUUUAGAGCAAAACCCUACGAAUGUAAUCAAUGUGGUAAAGCCUUUGCAUGAAUCAGCAGUCUUUGAAAUCAUCAGAAAAAAUAAUCACACUACAGAGAAACCCUAGAAAGGUAGUGAGUGUGGCAAAGUUUUGCACUUCAUGUUAGUCUUUAUUUCAAGAGUAAAAUUUCAGUAUGUAAUUGGUAUUUUAAAGUCUUUUCAUUUUACAGUAGUCUUUGAGGACCUGAAAAAACUGAUACUCAAGGAAAUCUGGCCAUAAAGGGUUUGGUAAGAUCUUUAUUCACCUGACUUAAAUUCAGUUACACAAGUUCAUUCUGGAGAAGAAAUCUGACAAGUGUUACCAAUCUGUUCAAGCAUUAUGAUGUCUCUCUUUAUUUUAUUUGCACCUGCAAACUCAUAUGGUGAAAAUAACUAUGAAUUUAAAUGAUGAGGUAACCCUUUUAAAUUCCACAGUUCUCUUAAAUUACAUGAAAUUACAAUCCAGUUGUAAAAUUUAA
Messenger RNA from Onychomys torridus (southern grasshopper mouse), 2673 nucleotides. Its product is annotated as zinc finger protein 431-like. The record is from RefSeq and is a predicted model, not a curated record. Lineage: Eukaryota; Metazoa; Chordata; Mammalia; Rodentia; Cricetidae. Gene Ontology annotation, biological process: negative regulation of transcription by RNA polymerase II. Bases 157 to 1971 code for a protein of 604 amino acids. The transcript has 4 exons. Gene Ontology annotation, molecular function: DNA-binding transcription repressor activity, RNA polymerase II-specific.